Bombina bombina (fire-bellied toad) is the source of this 819-nucleotide messenger RNA. RefSeq names its product pre-B-cell leukemia transcription factor 3-like. The record is from RefSeq and is a predicted model, not a curated record. Gene Ontology annotation, molecular function: RNA polymerase II cis-regulatory region sequence-specific DNA binding; DNA-binding transcription factor activity, RNA polymerase II-specific. Lineage: Eukaryota; Metazoa; Chordata; Amphibia; Anura; Bombinatoridae. Gene Ontology annotation, cellular component: nucleus. Gene Ontology annotation, biological process: regulation of transcription by RNA polymerase II; embryonic organ development; brain development. The transcript is spliced from 5 exons. The coding region runs from base 44 to 775 and encodes 243 amino acids.
UAUCCGAGGAGCACAGGAGGAAGACCCACCAGACCCUCAGCUCAUGAGACUGGACAACAUGCUACUAGCAGAAGGUGUUUCUGGCCCAGAGAAAGGAGGUGGCGCAGCGGCUGCGGCGGCCGCAGCAGCUGCAUCAGGUGGAACCUCUGACAAUUCCAUUGAACACUCAGACUACAGAGCCAAACUCAGCCAAAUUCGGCAAAUCUACCACACAGAACUGGAGAAGUAUGAGCAGGCAUGUAAUGAAUUUACAACACAUGUGAUGAAUCUCCUGCGGGAACAGAGCCGAACGCGCCCCAUCUCCCCCAAAGAGAUCGAGAGGAUGGUUGGAAUCAUCCACCGGAAGUUCAGCUCCAUCCAGAUGCAGCUGAAGCAGAGCACCUGUGAAGCAGUUAUGAUCCUCCGGUCAAGGUUUCUCGAUGCCAGGAGGAAAAGACGUAAUUUCAGCAAGCAGGCUACAGAGAUCUUAAAUGAAUAUUUCUACUCCCACCUCAGCAACCCUUACCCAAGUGAAGAAGCCAAAGAAGAGCUGGCCAAGAAAUGUAGCAUCACAGUGUCGCAGGUAUCAAACUGGUUUGGAAAUAAGCGAAUCAGAUACAAGAAAAACAUCGGUAAGUUCCAGGAGGAAGCAAACCUGUACGCAGCUAAGACCGCAGUCAAUGCAGCACACGCCGUAGCAGCUGCCGUCCAAAAUAAUCAGACAAGCUCCCCCACAACACCAAAUUCCGGUGGAUACCCUUCGUCAUGUUAUCAAUCAGACGGGAGGAUACAAUGAUGGCUUAGGAGGGAACUCACUGUACAGCCCACAUCACUUAAAUG